Meloidogyne enterolobii is the source of this 1792-nucleotide messenger RNA. NCBI's taxonomy places the organism in Eukaryota, Metazoa, Nematoda, Chromadorea, Rhabditida, Meloidogynidae. The record is from the annotation of a GenBank genome assembly.
UUUUUUAAAUUCGUUGAACCUCUUUUCGUCUUCUACUUGAAGAAAUUUUUUUUUAUUUUUCUCAUCAUCCGAUUUUGACCGGUCGAUUGGGAUUGGCGCCGCCGGCACACAACAAACAACACUCCUUUCCCCUUUUACCUCCCCUCAUCUUUUCACAUUAAAAAUCCACCCGCAAUCAAAGGGAAAUUGAUAUUUUGGUAAUGAAUAGAAAUUGAUCUGGAAUGUAUUUUUGUUGGUGUUUUUCCGGAUGUGUUUUCUUUGUUUUGUGUUUUCCUUUUAUUUGUUUCACUUAUGUUUAUUGGUGUUUUUCCGGUAUUUUUUUGUGUUUUUCGACAUUAUUUUUUCCGGAUGUUUUUAUAUUUAAUUUUUCCGAUUAUUUUCCGGAUGUGUUUUUUUGUGUUUUCCGGUUGUAUUUUUCUACUCCUUUAUUAUCUUCCGGUUGUAUUUUCUUUAUAUUGUUCCGGUUGUGUUUUUGUUUUCCUGUUGUGUUUUUCUAAUAUUACCUAUAUUUUUUUCCGGUUGUAUUUUCUUUAUUUACUAGAAAUGCCUCUUAAAUUAUUAUUUUUGACAAAUAUUAUUUUUAUCAAUUUUUUACCUCAAUUUUUGGCUGAAAUUAAUUCAACUCUCAAUUCUCCCAGAAAUAUCUCAAUUUCUUCUAAAAUGGAAAGGAGAAAAUUUUAUUUUUUAAGUAAAUCCAGACAGCGGCGUCAGUUGCUAGAGGCCCCAAUUUCUAGUUCUGGUGCCCAACAAAUAGAUCUUAAUAUUACUGUACCCUUUGUUUUCUCAGCCAGACUUUAUCCUUAUGGUGUGAAAAAUGGGGAUGCCGAAUUGGUGCAGGAAUAUAAUGAAUUUAGAUCGAGCACACCAAUACUUUUUAUGGGGAAAAGUAUUGACAAAAUCUGGAUUUGCCGUAACGGCCUUGUUUCCCUAAGUCCUACAUUUAUUGGUGCUGGUAUGCCCACACAAAUUCCAAUUAAAUCAGGGGAACCUCUUAUUGCCGUUUUUUGGACAGAAAGUGAGCAUAGUGGAAGUUAUAAACGAAGGCUUUUUGUGAGGGAAAGUAUUGAUGAAAACACAUUGGGAUUAGCUCAAAACGAGGUUAAUAUCCAAUUCCGCUAUGGUAACUCCUUUACUCCCCAAUCUGUAAUUAUCAUCACAUGGCUAGAGGAAGGCGAAGGAGAAAAUAAUGUUUUGUUUCAAUUAGCCCUAAUACUUGAUAAAAAUGCUUGUUUUGCCCAUUUUGUUUAUAGUCACAUUCCUGAGGAAGAAGCAAUUAUAGGAAUUAAUGGCCCUCAAUCUUCACAACAAGAUAAUGAAGAAAUUAAAAAUGAAGAAGAAACAUUAACAAACUCUUCCCCUAUAGCUGAUGUUGAGGAAAUACCCGAAGAAAUUAGAGAAGAAGAGGAGAAGAGGGAAACAUCAUUUAAUCAACAAAACAAUUUAAAUAACAAACAAAACAUCCAACAACAAAAACAUAAAAGAGUUGAGGCUAUUCCUAUAUUAGAAAGACAUAAACGACAACAAGAAAAACAUUCAAAACAACAUUCCAAACAUUUUGUUUUUCCCGGUUCAGGAAAAACAUCGUUGCAGGUAACACAACAAUCAAAUAUUGGAAUACCUGGUGAGUGGCUUAUGAGAAUUGACAAUCCUGAACGUGUUUUUCUUUGUGGUGCUGGAUUUAAAGGAUUGGAAUGUGUUGAUUCGUGUUUGCCAUCACAAUGGUAUAUGGACUGUUUAUUUCUAAGUUGUUUGUUUUAAUGUUUUUGUUCGUCAAUAUGUUUAUUUGUUUUUC